Cuculus canorus (common cuckoo) is the source of this 6355-nucleotide messenger RNA. It is a transcript of the gene ZBTB35, whose product is annotated as zinc finger protein 131. Gene Ontology annotation, cellular component: nucleus. Gene Ontology annotation, biological process: regulation of transcription by RNA polymerase II. The transcript has 7 exons. The coding region runs from base 2050 to 3933 and encodes 627 amino acids. NCBI's taxonomy places the organism in Eukaryota, Metazoa, Chordata, Aves, Cuculiformes, Cuculidae. Gene Ontology annotation, molecular function: DNA-binding transcription factor activity, RNA polymerase II-specific; RNA polymerase II cis-regulatory region sequence-specific DNA binding; protein binding. The record is from RefSeq and is a predicted model, not a curated record.
CGGUUAAUGCGCGCUUUGAUGACGUAACGGGCGCUUAAAGCGCGGCCGCGCGCGCCGCUCGGGCCGGCGCCACGCGGGACGCGUCCCUGAGGCCUCCCCCCCAGCGCGGGGACCGCCCGCCUCGACUGCGGCCUUCGCCGAGAGGCCUUGCCCAGCGGCCGCGAGGCGCCCCGCAGGCCUUCCGCCUUCUCCCGCUCCGGGGAUUCGGCGGGCCAUCAUUGGCUCCCCAGCGCGGGGCGGGUGGCGCCGCCAUUGGCUCCGGGUCGCGCUGAGUGCCACGGGCCCGCGCCAAUGGCCGCGGGGGGCGGGGCCUGAGGGAGUGGGCGAGACCUUAGGGGGAAUGGGCGGGGCCUAUUGGUAGUGUGUGCUUUGUGGGAGUGGGCGUGUCCUAUGGGAGUGUGGGCGGGGCUUUACCUCACGGCUGGGCCGGCGCCGCCCCUGGGGAGGAGGGAGAAAAGGAGGAGGGGUCUGGGUGCUGCUCCCCCUCGGCCCGGUCCUUGCAGCAGCCUCCCAGGGCUUAAGGGGCCCCAGGGAAGCUGGGGGAGCCGAUAUUAAACAGUGCAGGGAUGGGGCGAGGCGUAGGGGUGUUAAGCUGAAAGAGGGGAGGUUUAGGUUAAAUAUUAGGAAGACUUUUUUUGCUGUGAGGGUGGUGAGGCAGUGGAACAGGUUGCUAAGGGAAGUCGUGGUUGCUCCAUCCCUAGAGGUGUUCCAGACCAAGUUGCAUGAGGCCUUGAGCAACCUGAUCCAGUGGGAUGUGUCCCUGUCCACUGCUGGGACUGGAUGAUCUUUAAGGUCCCUUCUGACCCAAACCAUUCUGGGCUGGGAAGAGCUCAAACAGCUUUCCUGUCUGUGUUAGCUGGGAGCAACUGCUGCUGCCUGCCCACAGCCCCCCUCAGGUCCCCCUGGGCCACUGCAGCAAGGUGGUUAUUUGGGGUCAUCUGAACUGCCCUGAUGCCGGUCUGCCCGCCUGCCUUCCUGCCAGAUCCACCUAAGCAAGCAAAACAAACGUCUGCUGCCUAAAACACGUGGAGGCCCUGCUGUGUUCCAGGACAAUCGCCAUAAUAAGAUGGCUUCAUUGAGGCAGUGUAUAAAACCAGACUCACAAAUCAUACCUGUAUCACAUGAGGUGCGCCCAGUGUUACAGGCUGGUAAGGUUAGAUUAGUAGUCCAGUCCCAUCACUCAUCCAUGAGCGCACCCUUCAGAGGCAACUUGGAUCACUUCUGUCUGCCUUCCUUAGACCCUCGGUUUUCUCUGAGAACUGUACCUUUCACUUCUUUCUGUGAAGCAGGCGUGCUGUUAUGGAAUAUAUGCGGUUGUGUUAGGGGUUUUUGUGCAAUAUCACUGAGUUUUUACAAUGAGAAUGCUCAGUGAAUGCUGCAGCUGCUUUCUGAUACACAGCAAAUUCACCCUUUUUACUAGUUUUGUGUUAAUUCACAACAAUGAACUAGUUGUCUUAAGUUGUGUGUUUUCUUAUUCAUGUUUUUAAGUGUUCUAAGAAAGACAAACUUUAAAAUUUCUUAGAUACGGUAGAGGGGAGGCUGCAGUUAUUUUGAGGGUUUUUUUUUUCCUAAGUUAUCCCUAUAAACUCCCAGAUUGGAAGUAAGCUGCAUUUGGGUAGGUGGGAAUCAUGGGAGCUGGAAGUCAAGAUUUUGUUUGUUUUAACUUUUAAGGAAUUAUGCUUUUAACCACAAGUCUUCUGUUCUUUUAUGAUGUGUCAAAAAUGGGCAAGAAGAAUUAAACGGUGAAGUAUAUGGCUGACAGCUUCACACAUGAGACUUUAUCUGGAAUACCACAUGAUGAAAGAAAGGCAGGAGCUGCUGCUCAUCUGCCUUACCAUGAAGUGAAUGCAGCAGCAGCUGUUUCCUUCCACCUCACCUUCCCCUUGCCCUCAUAGGCUGCUCUCCUUUGUUCCCUUUAAGACCCUGAUAGCUUUUUGUGCCUGUUGACAAAGCACUGCUAGCAGGUGGAGCCAGUGUUCCUUAAGCAGAUGCUUCUACUCUUCUUUUUUUUCAUGCUCUUGGCAAAAUGACUUUUCCAGCUUUUCUGAGAUGCAAGAAAGAGUGUGUUUUGUGGCUAGUCCUUUUGCGAUGGAAGCCGAAGAAACGAUGGAAUGUAUCCAGGAAUUCCCUGAACACUAUAAAGUAAUUUUAGAUAGACUGAAUGAACAGCGUGAGCAGGACCAGUUUACGGAUAUCACUCUGAUUGUUGAUGGUCACCAUUUCAAAGCUCAUAAGGCUGUUCUUGCUGCCUGUAGCCAGUUCUUCUACAAAUUCUUCCAAGAUUUCACUCAGGAGCCCUUGGUGGAGAUUGAAGGUGUAAGUAACAUGGCAUUUCGUCACCUAAUUGAGUUCACCUAUACAGCAAAACUAAUGGUCCAAGGUGAGGAAGAAGCAAAUGAUGUUUGGAAAGCAGCUGAGUAUCUGCAGAUGUUAGAAGCUAUCAAAGCUCUUGAAAUCAGGAACAAAGAAAAUUCAUCAUCCUUAGAAGCAAAUCAAGCAGAAGGUCAAAGUAAACUGAAAAAGAGGAAGAUAGCUGAAACCUCUAAUGUUAUCACAGAAACAUUGCCAUCUGCAGAAUCAGAGCCUGUUGAAAUUGAAGUUGAGAUUGCUGAAGGGACGAUUGAAGUGGAAGAUGACAACAUGGAAGCGCUUGAAGAAGUAGCUUCUGCAGAGCAAUCCAUAAAGUACAUACAAGCAACGGGUACAUCAGAUGAAUCUGCUUUGGCCCUUUUGGCAGAUAUCACCAGCAAGUAUCGUCAGGGAGAGAGAAAAUGCCAGAUCCAAGAAGAAGGUGAUAGUGCAACUGAUCCUACGUGCAAACAGGUAGAAGGUAUUGAAAUUGUGGAACUUCAGCUGUCACACGUGAACAAUUUAUUCCACUGUGAGAAAUGUAACCGUUCGUUUAAAUUGUUUUACCAUUUUAAGGAACACAUGAAAACACACUCUACUGAGAGUUACAAGUGUGACAUAUGCAAUAAAAGGUACCUGCGAGAGAGUGCUCUGAAACAGCACCUCACCUGUUACCACCUUGAUGAAGGUGGGGCCAGCAAGAAGCAAAGACCUGGCAAAAAAAUACAUAUAUGCCAGUACUGUGAUAAGCAGUUUGACCACUUUGGACAUUUUAAAGAGCACCUCCGGAAGCACACAGGUGAAAAACCGUUUGAAUGUCCAAACUGCCAUGAACGUUUUGCUAGGAAUAGCACACUCAAAUGUCACCUAACGGCCUGUCAGUCUGGAGCUGGAGCUAAAAAGGGAAGAAAGAAGUUAUAUGAAUGUCAGGUUUGUAACAGUGUGUUUAACAGCUGGGAUCAAUUCAAAGAUCACCUGGUGAUACACACCGGUGACAAACCCAACCACUGCACCUUAUGUGAUUUGUGGUUUAUGCAAGGCAGUGAGCUGAGAAGGCAUCUCAAAGAAAUACACAAUAUUUCGGAACGAAUAAUGGCAGAAGAGGUUCUUCCAGUGGAAGCUGAACCAGUAACUUCAAUGACUAUAAUAGAACAAGUGGAGCAAGUCCAUGUCCUACCGGUAAUUCAGGUACAAGUGGAUCCUGCACAGGUAGCUGUGGAACAGAUGCACCAGGAUCUCAUACAGGACAAUCAAGUGAAAGGCACACAGAUGGAUGAACUGCAGGAGCAGGUGCAAAUCAGUUACUUGGAAGUUGAACACAUUCAGACUGAACAAGGGGCUGAAGUGCAUGUUGAGCAGUUACACGUCGAGCACGUAAAUCAGAUACAAGUGGAAGAAGUACAGGCAGAACUUACAGAUGGAACGGACCUUGAACAAGUAGAAUAUGGAAGUGUCAAUCAAGGAGAAGGAGAAGAAAAGGAACAUAAUGAAGUGGAUGAUGCAGCUAAGGAAGUUCAUGAACAAGCUGAAGACUUAAAAACUCAACAGUUAGUGGACAUGCAGAAUGAAAAGGUGGAUGACUAGGACAAAUAACAAAGCUAUGCAGGUUUAGGGGUAAAAUACAAAGUUAUUUUUGUUAACUUUUACAUUGGGUUUUGAACCUUCAGUGGUGACUUUUCCUAUAUGCUGUCCUUUGGAAGGUGGAGAAGUGGACCAAAAUUAGCUUUCAUGUACAACUAAACUUCUCUUAUAUGUGAAAAAAAUUUCCCCAUGCAUGUAGUACCAUGGAACAGAAACUACCACAGACAUGGACAGUUUUAUGAGGAUUUUAAUAAGGAAUAGCCUGUAUCAUUGUCACACCAUCCACGUGUAUAUGCAAGAGUACUUUCAUCUCUUUUCCUCUUGCAAUAGAAGCAAACUCUUGUGAAAGAUUUGGAGGGUGUCUGAGGCAGAAGAAUCAGUAAAAUCUGGUGGGUUCUAUUGUAAAUGGCAGUUGGGUACCUGUGAAUAUUUGGAUCAGUGUUUGCUGUAUCCUAACAGUGGUCCCUGACUUUCAAGCUGGGGAAAAAAAAUUGUUGCUGGAGGUAUCUGAGCACAAAAAUCCUGUGCCUUUCCAAUGCUGACUAGUUGAAUUUCCACAGAGUUCCUAGAGUGUUCAAGAGCCUAGUUCAGUAAAAGGCAGUGUAGGUAAUGUUGUAGUGCUUUAUACUUUUACUUAAAAUUGCCAGCUACUGAUUUUUUUUUUUUUAUUUUGCAUUAAAUUUAGAGGCAGGAUACUGAGGGAGAAAUGGAUUCCACAUGAAGACAGUAGGACACUCUAAAGGGACACUUUAAAACAGGAUAAGUUCAGUAUGAUCUGUGGUAAAUGUGAGCUUGAAGAAAGCUACUGGCAGACUUUAAUUUUAUAAAUUGUCAUUUUCUGAAAUGAAUAUGUUUAAAUACGAGUAUAGGGGACGCUUGUCUAUAUGGUAUGAGGUUUCUGUUUUUUUGAAAUGAAACUCCGACACUUGACACAAAGAUGUGCUAAACGUAAAGGUAAAAGCCAUAGGUAUGAGUGCUAAACUGGGGAUUGAAAAGCAGGAGUGUAAAUACUUUAAUCACUAUUAGACAAUAAAAGAAUAUCAACCAUGGAAUGUUGCAUUAUUUGUUUCAUCCAAUAAAUGGGGAACGACUGAGUGACUGGCAAUUACAGUGCCAGCUCUCAGUGAUAGGUAUCAAUCUCAUUUGUAAUAAGAUUAAUAGCUCUUUACUGUAAAGUUAGAUUUGUUUAGAAAAUAAUUGUCUAGCUCUGUGUUCAAGGAUGUUAAGGACUUCUAAGUCUCAGUUGUUGCCUUGAGAUUAGAGGUGCUCCACACGUUCCGAAAAACUUGCAUUUCAAAGCCUUAACUGAGGGAGGAAUUUUUGCAAGGACAUUCCCUAAUGCUCUUUGUAAACCUGUAGUUCUUAGUUAAAAUCAGGCUUUUCUAUUCAGUCUUCUCCAAAUGCAGAAUUACUUACUGGGAUCUGUGCUUUCAUUCAGUCUUGUUAAAAAUGUUUCUUGUGUUUCAUAGUAGCCUUUGAGAAACUUGCAAAAAAACCCCAUGGAUCUCAAUUAAAAUGUCAAACAAUUUAAUUAAUGUAACUUUCAUUCUUUUUUACAAUGUUUUGUGUUUUCUGAGGUGCAAAUAAUAUGUGAUGAGAUUCUCUGUGGAGGGAGGAGUUGAUCAUGAAAGUAAAAGCUGGCUGUUUGUAUUUGUACCUGGCUUCUGAUAAGCAUCUCAUCUUUCACAGAGGGGAUAGGCCUGCUUGUUUUGCUGCAUAACUCUAUUUUUUUAGGUAUUUGUACAUUUAGAGACAAGGUCUCUGUCUGUGGAAUUAAUGGAACAAUCUGGCUGUCUGUCUAACUUUAACUCUUCGUUAAUUAAAGUCUGAUGCAAGUUGAGCAGUUACGUGGUUUUGGUAGCAGGGCUGGGGUUCAGUAAGCGGAACUAGGCUAUUUCUUUGUUCUUUUGGAACUCUCCUUUUCAUCAACAGUUUAUUAAUUUAGUAAGAGGGAAACCAUGCUCUGUUGUUGUGCCCCAUGCUCCCCAUUCAGACUCACUCUAAGCCUGUCUGGGGCAUGGUGGAACUACAAGCAGUCUUCUCUUCACCCUGAAGGACAGGUUGAAAGGCUCUCCUGAAGUAAUAACUCCACUGGAGUGACUUACCCUAUGCAACCUUUUCUUCCCUAUAAUUUCCUUCCCAAGUGUUUGAAUCCCAUGUUGCUCCCAUUCAUGGAGUCCUUCGUGCCUCCCUACUGCAACAGCUUGUACUGGGGGUGGGAGAAUUGAUGGGGCAGUGGGAACCUCUUGCUGCUCUCUGGAAUGACAACUUUGCUAGACUCUCGCUAUCCCAAAUGUCUGAAUAGACAAACAGGCUUCUCCAAACUCCACAUUACCUACGCUCCAUUGGAGGAGUUCUUCCCUCUAAAUGUAUGGACCUUGCUGGUCCCAGAGCCCUGUGUUACACAGCUACUGGUCUAUAGCUU